Messenger RNA from Coccinella septempunctata (seven-spotted ladybird), 1015 nucleotides. RefSeq lists its product as uncharacterized. The coding region runs from base 97 to 837 and encodes 246 amino acids. The record is from RefSeq and is a predicted model, not a curated record. NCBI's taxonomy places the organism in Eukaryota, Metazoa, Arthropoda, Insecta, Coleoptera, Coccinellidae. The transcript has 5 exons.
GAAAUUCAGGUAGUGGUAGUACUCGCCAUCAUCGGCGAAUUUCAUAUAAAUAUAAUCCUUUAACUUUCCUAGCUCUAGUGUCGCGAGUUUGAUAAAAUGAAGAUAUUUGUGGUUGUAGCACUUCUGGCACACGUUGCCGUGUCUGCUAAAUUGCCUUUUCGGUUAGAGGACUUCAGUUGUAACAGGGAGGAUCCCAAUCUCAGCAGUUGCGUGGUGAAUUCCAUAGAAAAGGCUCGUCCCUAUGUUAUAGAAGGAAUCAAGGAACUGAACAUUCCACCAAUUGAUCCAUUCAUUCUACCUUAUGCCUCCGUCAACAGGACAAUUAGCGAAUUAGUCAGUAUCAACUCAGUUUUGAGAAAUGCGAAAACUUUGGGAUUGGGAAACUACGUAGUGGAUAAUGUUAGUGUGGAUCUUCCAAAUCAUGCUAUAGAAUUCAGAUACACUUUGCCAUGGGCAUAUCUCGAGAUGGAAUAUGAUGUCAGUGGUCAACUCCUCCAAAUACCAUUGCAGAGCAAAGGUUUCUUCAAAGGCAACUUCACCGACACACAAAUGGUUGUCAAAGCUACUAUCGAGAGUUAUCAGCGUGAAGGAGAAACCUAUUACAGGAUCCACAAAAUGACAGUGAAAGGACAAGUAGGUGAUGGCUGGGUCAAGAUGACAGCCAAAAAUCCUGAUCUACAGUUUGGAGCCGAUUUGAUAGCAAAUGCUUUCAAUGCCGACCCAAGAGCAAUUCUGGAUGCAGUCAACCCCAUCUUCGUUGAAUUCGCUGCAGACCUUUUCAAAGCUGUAGGAAAUCAAGUUUUAGCGAGAGUACCUGCUACCAAAAUCUUCAGUUGAAGAGUAUAUAUAUUUAUAAGUAGAUAGAAUUUUUAAUGUGAUGCAAAUGAUUGUGAAAUCAAUUCUCUUUUAAAUGUAUUUAGAUUAUAUUUUUGUGAAAUAUAGUACCCCUCAUUGAACUGACAAUGUUUGUUGAAAUUAUAGCACCGAUUUUUAUUAAAUUGUGUAUGGAUAUACU